Messenger RNA from Tachysurus fulvidraco (yellow catfish), 4270 nucleotides. RefSeq names its product E3 ubiquitin-protein ligase HECW2-like. The transcript has 27 exons. Gene Ontology annotation, biological process: regulation of dendrite morphogenesis. Gene Ontology annotation, molecular function: protein binding; ubiquitin-protein transferase activity. Lineage: Eukaryota; Metazoa; Chordata; Actinopteri; Siluriformes; Bagridae. The record is from RefSeq and is a predicted model, not a curated record.
AGCCCCCACCCUUCCAUGGCCACCAGCACAGCACGAGAGCACCUUCUUGUGGUGUGAAGGCGUAAUCCACACAUGCAAUACACACUGGGCCCGGAAAACCUGUGCGGAAGUGGCAAUGUUGGAACAUCUAGAGGAGGCACCGCAGUGAGUCUGCAACGGGCCAACGGUGAUACGGACCUGGUUACAUCAGACAGCCGCUCCUCCCUUACUGCCUCCACCAAUCAGUUCACCCUGGGAAGAGGACAAAUCGUCGUCAUCUCUUGGGACAUCAAGGAGGAGGUGGACGCCACAGACUGGAUCGGGCUUUACCACAUCGAUGAAACAUGUCCAGCUAAUGUGUGGGACUCAAAGAACCGCAGCGUCAAUGGGACACAGAAGGGAAAGAUCGUUUGGAGGCUGGAGGCCGGGCCUUAUUUCAUGGAGCCUGAGACCAAAAUCCGCUUCAAGUAUUAUCAUGGAGUGAGUGGAGCUUUAAGAGCAAUGACACCCUGCAUCACUGUAAAGAACCCUGGUGUGCUGGUGAGUGUGUCUGUGUGUUUAGAUUCUUUCUUUCUUUCUUUCUUUCUUUCUUUCUUGCAUUGCCGGAAACUCGUCAGCUUCACUUUAUCAGACAUCAGAGCUCAGGGCCUUAAGAAAGGCAUGUUCUUUAAUCCGGACCCGUAUCUGAAGAUGAGCAUCCAGCCUGGAAAACGCAGCGGCUUUCCUGCCUUCACACACCACGGCCAAGAGAGACGAGCCUCCAUCAUCUCCAACACCACCAACCCUAAAUACACCUUCGUCGCACUCAUGACCGAUGUUCUGGAGAUCGAGGUGAAGGACAAAUUUGCUAAAAGUCGGCCAAUCAUCAAGCGCUUUUUGGGUCAGCUGACCAUACUUGUGCAGAGACUUCUGGAGAGACAUGCGGCGGGGGAUCAGCCUGUAAGCUAUACUUUGUGUCGCCGUUUGCCCACGGACCAUGUAAGUGGUCAGCUUCAGUUCAGGGUGGAGAUCACAUCUACUGGACACGAGGAUAUUAUGGGCUCCCUCCUGGGGGCUGCUUCUGUGAACGGAGACCCGGGCAGCCCCUCUGAUGACGAGGACGUGGUCCCUCCAUCUGUCCGCAUCCCCAGAACUGCAUCUCCAACCUGCUCUGAGGGUUCUAUCCAUAACGAGACCUUUAGGACUGACGACGGUCCGUCGGAACCUGACGAAGAGCGCAAUCUUAGGGACGUAGUCAUCGAUUUAGGACACGCCCAGAGGCAGACAUCUCUCAAUGAUUAUCUAGACACCACUGAGGCUCCGAAUGGUCCUGGAGAUCGACCCCUUGGAGCGGCGUCACCUAAACUGCGUUCCAGCUUCCCCACUGAUACGCGGCUCAACGCGAUGCUGCACAUCGACUCGGAUGAAGACAAGGAAGCACACGUCAGUCUAGGGAUGGCCAAUGGAGUCGCAUCUGAACAGGAGUAGAUGGAGGGGUGUAAGACAGAGGGAGAGAGGAGUCCCACUGCUAGUGAAGACACAGCGCCUUCACAGUCGGCUAGCGGUACUGCGAAGGCCCAAAACGGCGAAGUGGAAGGGAGCCAGGAAGGAAACGGACGGGGAGUUAGAAGAUGUGGAUGUGAUCCUUUAGAAGCCAGCGCUCAGGUGAACGGUCAUCAACCCGUCCGCUCUCUUCCAGCGGUGCGUCAUGACAUCAGCCGCUACCAGAGAGUGGACGAACCGCUACCACCAAGUGAGUGUGCCCGCAUUGACAGCCAUGGGAGAAUCUUUUAUGUGGAUCAUGUGAACAGAACCACCACCUGGCAGCGGCCCACUGCUCCGGCUGCUCCUCAAGUCCUGCAGAGGUCCAAUUCCAUCCAGCAGAUGGAGCAACUGAACCGCCGGUAUCAGAGCAUCCGGAGAACAAUAACCAACGAGCGCACAGAGGAGCAGGCAGCAGAGAUGCCUUCAGACGACACAGACCUGAUGCAUCACACCAUUCCUGAGUACCGCAGGGAUGUAGCGGUUGGAUCUGCUAACUACUGCUCACGUCUCUCGCUACUACAGUCGCCCAGCGCCAAAUUUCUCACCAGCCCCGACUUCUUUAGCGUACUCCACUCCAACCAUAGUGCCUACCGCAUGUUUACGAGUAACACGUGUCUGAAGCACAUGAUCAGUAAGGUGCGGCGUGAUGCGCACCACUUCGAACGUUACCAGCACAACCGAGACCUGGUGACUUUCCUCAACCUUUUCGCCAACAAGCAACUGGAGCUGCCACGUGGCUGGGAAAUGAAACACGACCACACGGGCAAGACGUUUUUUGUGGACCACAACUUUCGCUCCACCACCUUCAUAGACCCGAGGUUACCUCUGCAAAGUGCUCGGCCCAGCGGCCUGCUCGCUCAUCGCCAGCACCUGAGCCGUCAGCGCAGCCACAGCACUGGAGAGGUGGUCGAUGAUCCACGUCACGCCGGUCCUACCGUCCUGCCCCGGCUGACCAACACUUUUAAUGCUGCCGGACGCAAUCAUUGCCAGGACAUGGUACCCGUCGCAUACAACGAUAAGAUCGUGGCCUUUUUAAGGCAGCCAAACAUAUUUGAGAUCCUGCAGGAGAGACAGCCCGAGUUCAGUAGGAAUCACUCACUCAGGGAGAAGGUGCAGUUUAUCCGGAACGAGGGCGCGGCCGGCUUGGUGCGACUCUCCAGCGAUGCAGAUUUGGUCAUUUUGCUAAGCUUGUUUGAAGAGGAAGUGAUGUCGUAUGUGCCCCCCCAUGCCUUAUUGCAUCCCAGCUACUGUCAGUCUCCACGGGGUUCUCCGGUUUCUUCCCCGCAGAACUCGCCUGGCACACAACGAGCCAACGCCCGUGCUCCUGCGCCUUACAAGCGAGACUUCGAAGCCAAACUCCGCAAUUUCUACCGCAAGCUUGAAACCAAGGGCUAUGGCCAGGGGCCGGGGAAAGUCAAACUGAUCAUGCGCAGAGAUCACUUGCUGGAAGAUGCCUUCAACCAGAUCAUGUGUUACUCCAGAAAGGACUUGCAGCGAAGUAAACUUUACGUCAGCUUCGUCGGUGAGGAGGGGCUGGACUACAGCGGCCCUUCGAGAGAGUUCUUUUUCCUGGUGUCACGUGAACUCUUUAACCCCUACUACCGCCUGUUCGAGUACUCGGCCAAUGACACCUACACCGUCCAGAUCAGCCCCAUGUCUGCCUUCGUCGACAAUCAUCACGAGUGGUUUCGCUUCAGUGGCCGCAUCCUCGGCCUGGCUCUCAUCCAUCAGUAUCUGCUCGAUGCCUUCUUCACACGACCUUUCUACAAGGGGCUACUGCGUAUCCUGAGAGAGUUGGAGCUGGUGAUCGCUGGCACAGCUGAGAUCGAUCUGAGUGACUGGAGGAACAACACAGAAUAUCGUGGCGGUUACAAUGACAACCACAUUGUAAUCCGCUGGUUCUGGGCAGCGGUGGAGAGGUUCAAUAACGAACAGAGGCUGAGGCUCCUUCAGUUUGUAACAGGCACGUCCAGUAUUCCAUACGAAGGUUUUGCCUCACUCAGGGGUAGCAACGGCCCCCGCCGGUUCUGUGUGGAAAAGUGGGGCAAGAUCACAUCUUUACCCAGAGGUCACACCUGUUUUAAUCGUCUCGACUUGCCGCCGUACCCCUCGUUCUCCAUGCUGUAUGAGAAAAUGCUGACCGCAGUAAAGGAGACCAGCACCUUUGGUUUGGAGUGAACUUUGACCAUGGUGUCUGCACGAUUCUUCAGAAUCCACCACCAGAAACAAACUGCUAGCAAACACACUUUCCAAUCCAUUUCCGUGCACCAAUCAGUGACAAGUGUAGUUGAUCCUCCGAUCUGGUUGGGCGCGAGAGCAGACCAUGCACCUGGGAUUAAAGGAACUGAAUAGAGGAAAUAGAGGGUGUGGUGGGUGAGUUGUAGCUCACUCACCAUGAUGUAUUGUCAAGUCUCAAGACGGUCGGGUUCUUCAGUGUCUGUCACAUUUAGAACGUCUGCCAAAAUGUUCUGAAUGUCCACCACUCUGAACAUCUAAAGCAUGGACCAAAGUGGCUCAGAAAUCCAGUGGGCGACUAUGGAACAAUUUUUCAUACAGAAUCCCACGCGAGAGAUCCGAGAGAGUCCUUCUGCAAAAAGUCUUUUUAUAUUCAAGCACAAGGAUGACACUUCUAUACCAUACCAUUACCUAUUUGAGUUGAAUUACUGAAAUAAAUUAACUCUUCCUUCUAAUUUAUUGAGAUGCACCUGUACAUACAUACACACACACACACACAUACACACACAUACACACACAUACGCACUCUCUC